CUCCAUUUAGGUUAACAGAUAUAUGUAAGACUGACUCCAGAACAGCAGUUUUCCGCCGUGUAUCAUAUCCUGAUCAUAUCACGUUUUGUAAACUUACCGGCGCUUCCUCGUUACAGAAGCGGUACUGUCAAGGUCCAGACAUGGCCAUGAGUGUUUUAUAUCAAAGCCUGGGAUGCCGGUUGUUUCACAGUAACGUUAAACUCUUAAGAACAUGUACGCAGCAGACCCAGACCGUCAGACUUGCACACAAUGUUUUCCAGAGAGAAACAGAGUUGUCACCGCGGAGACUUCACUGCUGCCUGGUGAAUGUGAGAGCAGCACAAAGGCUGUAUCAACACCCAAGAAUCUUUUCCUCUUUACCUCCACCGCCUAAAUCAGGGAAGAAAGAGAAGAAGUCUGUGCCUGUGACAUGGAAAUCUUUAGCAAUAACGUUUGCUAUUGGAGGCAUUGCGCUUGGAGCAAUGAAAUAUUUGAAGAAAGAAAAGGAAGAAAUGAUAGAAAAAGAGCGGACUAAGUCCAUCGGGCGCCCGGCGCUGGGAGGUCCGUUCUCGCUCAUCGAUCACAACAACAAGCCCUCCAAGAGCGAGGACUUCCUGGGGCAGUGGGUCCUCAUCUAUUUCGGGUUCACUCACUGCCCCGACAUCUGUCCGGAUGAGAUAGAGAAAAUGAUCGAAGUGGUGGAUGAAAUAGAUAAAAUAAAAUCGAUUCCAAAUCUGACGCCGCUCCUCAUCACCAUCGAUCCUGACCGGGACACACCAGAGGCCAUGGCUGAAUAUGUGAAAGAGUUUUCCCCAAAGCUGAUUGGCCUGACGGGAACACUGCCUCAGAUCGAGCAGGUUUCCAGAGCCUACAGAGUUUAUUACAGUCAGGGACCAAAGGACGAAGACAACGACUACAUUGUCGAUCACACCAUCAUCAUGUACCUCGUGGGACCCGAUGGGGAGUUUGUGGAGUAUUUUGGACAAAACAAAAGAAAUGUGGAGAUCAGCAACUCCAUAGCAGCAUAUAUGAGGAAGUACAAAAAGGCAAAGUGAGCCGCAGCACCUAAAGCCCGCUGCGGACUGACAGAUUCUGUCCUCAGGUGUUUGUUUGAUUUAACUAAUCAAUACUGCCAUCUUAUAUUGGCUCCCUGUAUUUAUUUUAAUGCUUUUCUACAAAUAUAAUUGGACUGCAGAACAUUCCUUUAAUGAGUGCUGUGCAGAAGAAUGCAUUUCAUUAGGGAUGUCACAAUACUAGAAAGGAUGUAGUCAAUACCAAUACAUGUUAAAUUGCACUAAAUUCAAUACAACAGUAAAACACGGAAAAUAAUUAUGCCUCACCAUACACUCCUUUAUUAAAUACUGGUCAUAAUCUCCUUUCAAAUAUGGGUUUUAUAUUGCUGUUUCAUAUACGCACCAUAGUGCAACUUGUUCAUGCUAAUAGCUAAUGCCAAUGUUAACUUCCCAUUUCAUCACAGAGAUAUUGUUCACAUUAAGACAUUUCAGGAAAGAAUAAGGAUCUAGCCCAUCCCAAAAAUAAGAUGCAUCCAAUACAUUGAGUUUACUGUGUCCCAAAAAUAUUUUCGAUUUCCUAGAUAGCAUUAUUCCCGAGCACUGAUGUUACCGUUGGUAAGAACAAAGAAACGUCUUUUUUUCUAGAUUUGUUGCAUUGACUUGUUACUAAAGGAUCUGUUCUUGUGACAUCCCUACAUAUCAUAAUGCUGCAGAAAGAAAAAAGGAGCUUUAAAUGCCUUUACUGUUUGAAAAUAAAAUCACUCUUCAGCUCCACAAGCUUAAUAUCUCUGAUUUCUGGUGCAAAUAAUGAGGAAAUACCUGUAGAUUAUUGUUGUUUGAUUUUGUGAUAAAAUCUGGAAAACUG
Trematomus bernacchii (emerald rockcod) is the source of this 1857-nucleotide messenger RNA. RefSeq names its product protein SCO1 homolog, mitochondrial (gene sco1). Gene Ontology annotation, molecular function: copper ion binding; copper chaperone activity. The record is from RefSeq and is a predicted model, not a curated record. Gene Ontology annotation, biological process: mitochondrial respiratory chain complex IV assembly; intracellular copper ion homeostasis. Bases 141 to 1034 code for a protein of 297 amino acids. Lineage: Eukaryota; Metazoa; Chordata; Actinopteri; Perciformes; Nototheniidae. Gene Ontology annotation, cellular component: mitochondrial inner membrane. The transcript is spliced from 7 exons.